GUUCCGCUUCCGGCUGGAGCCGGAAGCCACUGUCUCCCGGGUGAACGAGGCCGUCGCAACGAGGGGCGGCGAGUGUGGUACCCAGAGCCAGGCUUCGGGAAAACAGAACACUGCCCGGAGCAGGUUUGCCCUCCUACAGACAUGGGGCGCAGAAAGUCCAAACGGAAGCCACCCCCCAAGAAGAAGAUGACAGGCACCUUAGAGACCCAGUUCACCUGCCCCUUCUGCAACCACGAGAAGUCUUGUGACGUGAAAAUGGACCGGGCCCGCAACACCGGAGUCAUCUCGUGUACCGUGUGCCUAGAGGAGUUCCAGACGCCCAUCACAUAUCUGUCAGAACCGGUGGACGUGUACAGCGAUUGGAUAGAUGCCUGCGAGGCAGCCAACCAGUAGCGAUGCAGAGGACCCACUCCCGCGGCAACCCUGCCUGCUGUGGACCUGCCCCGCUGGGUGCCAAUCCAGAGACAUUCCAGGGUCCGGGGUGUGGGUCCAGGGCCUUCACAGCCCUCUGCGUGUAUGGAGUGGGUGUGGGUGUGAGUGUGGCCGUGGCAGCGUGCCUGUGGGCACGGACUGGAGUUGAGGCGGGGUUGUUGGGCCCCCCCCCGGGGGCCUGAAGUGCUUCCCUUGGCUCUGAAAGCCUUUGACUUGCUUGCUCCUCCUCGGGGCCCGCGUCCUGACGUUCUGGGCAAGGACAAGCCCAGCAGAGGCUGCCUCGGGACUCUCCAGCCUCCUCACCCAUCUCACCAGCACCGUGUGAACUGGACUGCCCCCCGCCCCUCCCCUGCCUCCCAAGGCCUGUGGCCUGGGAUUCAAAGCCACAGUCCCACAGGCCCCGUGGCUGGGACCUGGCAGAACAGCCCCUUUUCCUGUUUAGUUGCUUUUGUAGAGGAGGAAGGGGCUGGGCUGGGGAUCGCCGUCGGCCACGAGCCCCUAAAUAAAGCAGCUGAUGCAAA
This is a messenger RNA of Leopardus geoffroyi (Geoffroy's cat), 953 nucleotides long. It is a transcript of the gene ELOF1, whose product is annotated as elongation factor 1. The transcript is spliced from 5 exons. Gene Ontology annotation, cellular component: transcription elongation factor complex. Gene Ontology annotation, molecular function: RNA polymerase II complex binding. NCBI's taxonomy places the organism in Eukaryota, Metazoa, Chordata, Mammalia, Carnivora, Felidae. Gene Ontology annotation, biological process: transcription elongation by RNA polymerase II. The record is from RefSeq and is a predicted model, not a curated record. Bases 142 to 393 code for a protein of 83 amino acids.